Molecule: messenger RNA, 1081 nt
Organism: Urocitellus parryii (Arctic ground squirrel)
Lineage: Eukaryota; Metazoa; Chordata; Mammalia; Rodentia; Sciuridae
Gene: Mtnr1a
Product: melatonin receptor 1A
Biological process (GO): G protein-coupled receptor signaling pathway
Cellular component (GO): plasma membrane
Molecular function (GO): melatonin receptor activity
Source: RefSeq, a predicted model, not a curated record
AUGAAGGGCAACGGCAGCGCGCUGCUCAAUGCCUCUCAGCAGGUGCCCGGCGGCGCGGAGGGCGCGCGGGUGCGACCCUCGUGGCAGGCCUCCACGCUGGCCUUCAUCCUCAUCUUCACCAUCGUGGUGGACAUCCUGGGCAACCUCCUGGUCAUCCUGUCGGUGUAUCGGAAUAAGAAGCUCAGGAACGCAGGAAAUAUAUUUGUGGUGAGCCUAGCAGUUGCAGACCUGGUGGUAGCCAUUUAUCCCUACCCCUUGGUGCUGACAUCGAUCUUUAACAAUGGCUGGAACCUGGGAUCUCUGCACUGUCAAAUUAGUGGUUUCCUGAUGGGCUUGAGUGUCAUUGGCUCCAUAUUCAAUAUCACUGGGAUCGCCAUUAAUCGCUACUGCUACAUCUGCCACAGUCUCAAGUACGACAAGCUGUACAGUAACAAGAAUUCCCUCUGCUACGUGUUCCUGAUAUGGAUGCUGACGCUAGUGGCAAUUGUGCCCAACUUGAGAACAGAAACACUCCAGUAUGACCCCAGGAUCUAUUCCUGUACGUUUUCACAGUCGGUCAGUUCAGCCUACACGAUAGCUGUGGUGGUUUUCCACUUCAUAGUUCCGAUGGUCAUUGUCAUCUUCUGUUACCUAAGAAUCUGGAUCCUGGUUCUUCAGGUCAGACGGAGGGUGAAAUCUGACAACAAACCCAAACUGAAACCACAGGACUUCCGGAACUUUGUCACCAUGUUUGUGGUUUUCGUCCUUUUUGCAAUUUGCUGGGCUCCUCUCAACUUCAUUGGUCUUGUUGUGGCCACAGACCCUGCCAGCAUGGUGCCCAGGAUACCCGAGUGGCUGUUUGUGGCUAGUUACUACAUGGCAUAUUUCAACAGCUGCCUCAAUGCAAUUAUAUAUGGACUUCUGAACCAAAAUUUCAGAAAGGAAUACAGAAGAAUUAUAGUUUCACUGUGUACAGCCAAGAUGUUCUUUGUGGAUAGCUCGAAUGAUGUAGCAGAUAAGGGUAAAUGUAAACCCUCUCCAUUAAUAGCCAACAAGAAUUUAAUCCAGGUGGACUCUGUUUAGAAAAGCAAAACAUUUCUGG